Messenger RNA from Tuber melanosporum (Perigord truffle), 909 nucleotides. RefSeq lists its product as uncharacterized. NCBI's taxonomy places the organism in Eukaryota, Fungi, Ascomycota, Pezizomycetes, Pezizales, Tuberaceae. The record is from RefSeq and is a predicted model, not a curated record. The transcript is spliced from 7 exons. Gene Ontology annotation, molecular function: zinc ion binding; nucleic acid binding. Bases 1 to 909 code for a protein of 302 amino acids.
AUGUCUGGCUGGAAUGACCUCAUUCCUGCUUCUGGUGGCAGCAAUGAUGGCCAUUUCACCGCGACGUGCACCAAUCCUCGCAAACUUGAUCUUAGUCAUAUUGUUGAUAGAUCUCAAGAAGAAGCAUGGGAUCUUAUGACUAAAGCGAGCCAGAGAAGGGAUUUUGAUGGGUUUAAACAGCAUAUGCUAGAAUACCUAAAAGCCUCCCCCGGCACCAGGCUCGAUGAGAUCGAAAAGGCUAUGCGUACUCAAGGGUUGAAUUACUGGAUUUAUGCCUUGGAGCGUGAACCCGCCUACAACGAAGUCAUUGUUGGGCCUUCCGGCGAGCUCGAUUGCAAAUACGUUUGGACCCUAAAUACUUCUGCCAGGCCUCGCCGCUCGAGGGCGAUUGCUCACCGUAUGGCAAGCACCCCCGAAGAGAACAUGCAGCGUCUAAAAUUUGCUGGUGAAAUUAUGCCCGAAACACGGCCUUUCUGCCACACUUGCAAGUCCAAGGGUCACACUAGUAAGAAAUGCGAGGUCGAACGUCCAGAGGAUGAAAUGACCCGUGUUGUCCUCAAGUGUACUAACUGUGAUGGUCUUGAUCACCGCCGCCGUGACUGCCCUGAGCCAAGAAAAGUUGAGGUGAAUCGCAAUGCCUGUAGGAACUGCGGUGAUGAAGGUCAUAGAGCCUCUGAUUGCACCGUCCCUCGCCAAGCAGAUGAAAAUACUGAAUGUCGUAAAUGUGGUAAAAGUGUGUAUAUGUCAUUUGAGCUGGCCGUAUUUUCUUCUGAUGCUAAUGGUGGGGCUUCAAAAACAGUGGGCCAUUUUAGCAAAGAUUGCACUAACGAGCGGGUUCCAAAAUGCCGUAACUGUGAUGAGCGUGGGCAUGUUGGAAAAGACUGCCCAAAGCCCAGAGACAUCACGUAG